AUGAAAAGUCGUGAAUCAACUCCAUUCCCGUUGAUGAAAAGUCGUGAGUCAACUGCUUUUCUCCAGAGGAAAAGUCGUGAGUCAACUGCUUUUCUGCAGAGGAACAGUCGUGAGUCAACUGCUUUUCUGCAGAGGAAAAGUCGUAGGAAAAAUCGUGAGUCAACUCCUAUCCCGCAAUGGAGAGAACGUGAGUCAACACCAUUCCUGCAGCGGAAAAGUCUUGAAUCAACACCUUUCCCGGAAAAGAAAAGUCGUGAGGCAACUCCUAUCCCGCAGAGGAAAAUCCGUGUGUCAACUCCUUUCCCGCAGAGGAAAGUCGUCAGUCAAAUCCUGUCCCGCAAUGGAAUAGACGCGAGACAACUCCUUUCCCGUCUGUUCAUAUCUACCUUAUUCUGUUCAUAUCUAUCUAUUUAUCGAUAUAUCUUUCUCUGUCCAUAUCUAUCUAUCUAUCUAUCUAUCUAUCUCGGUCUGUUCGUAUCUAUAUAUCUAUCAAUCGCAGCUUCUGUUCCUAUCUAUACUAUCUCUCUCUCUCUCUUUCUCUAUAUAUCUAUCUCACAAUCUCAGCCUCUAUUAUCUAUAUCUAUCUAUCUAUCUAUCUAUCUAUCUAUCUAUCUCAGACUCUUCUGUUCCUAUCUAUACUAUCUCUCACUCUCUCUCUCUCUAUCUCAUUUCAUAUCUAUCUAUCUAUCUAUCUAUCUAUCUAAUUCAGUUUCUUCCUAUCUAGCUAUCUUGCUGUUCAUAUCUAUCAUGGUAUUCUCUGUUCAUAUUACCCCUCUCUCUCUCUCUCUCUCUCUCUCUCUCUCUUUUAUCUCUCUCUCUCUAUCUAUCUAUCUAUCUAUCUAUGUAAGUCAGUAUCUGUUUAUAUUUAAAUCUAUGCCAUUCUGUUCCUAUCUAUAUAUCUAUCUAUCUAUAUAUCUAUCUAUAUAUCUAUCUCUGCUUCUCUUCAUAUCUAUCUAUCUGUGCUUCAAUUUAAUAUACUUUGAUUUUUUUUUUCAGAAAACCUGUUAUUCUCUUUAG
Messenger RNA from Acanthosepion pharaonis, 1017 nucleotides. Lineage: Eukaryota; Metazoa; Mollusca; Cephalopoda; Sepiida; Sepiidae. The record is from the annotation of a GenBank genome assembly.